CAUAUAUUCACCAUUUCAAUUUGAUUUCACGUCAACAAAAAAAAAUGGCAAAGAUUUUGUUGAUUUCAUUUUUUGUGGUCAUAACCACUUUCACAUUGGUUUCAGCUCAACUUGGUAUACUUACUUGCGAUUCAUUGAUAUUGAAUGGAAUGCGUGAUUGUCUAACAAAAUUUGCACCAUCCAAAGAUUCUAAUCCAUGCUGUGCAUAUAGAAAAUAUCGAGCUUGUAGCUCGGGUCUACGUAGUGGCUUAAAAGUGGCUGGUAAACAAGCAGGCUGUACGAAUUCAUUAUUAGCUCAAGCACAUCUGAAUUCUCUUUCUGAUCGUCUGACCGGUGUUCCAUUGAGUGGUUGUAAAGAUGCUAAAAAAGCAUGCCGAAAAUCAUCAUCAAAACCUAAAAGAAAACCGUCAACCAAACCUACUUCAUCGCAACCAUCAUUAUUGGGUGAUACUUCUUCAAUUUUAUCACCCGGUGGUGGUGGCAAUCCACUAUCAUUUAUUCAAGAUUCCGUUUCAUCGGCUGUAGAUUCAUCUCGAUCAUUGCUAAGCGGUGGUUUUGGUGGUAGCUCACCAUUAUCAUCUUCAUCAUCAAGACGAACAAGGCCAUCAAUAUUUGGUGGCAAUAAUUCACCAUUGGAUUCAGUAUUCAGAGGCAUUGGUGGUGGUGGUGGAUCACCACUUGGCGGAGGAUUAUUCUGAUGGAUUUAAUUCGUGACAGAAAUUCAAAAUAAAAGCUUUCACCAAAAAAAAAAA
Messenger RNA from Dermatophagoides farinae (American house dust mite), 752 nucleotides. RefSeq lists its product as uncharacterized. Lineage: Eukaryota; Metazoa; Arthropoda; Arachnida; Sarcoptiformes; Pyroglyphidae. The record is from RefSeq and is a predicted model, not a curated record.